Molecule: messenger RNA, 2135 nt
Organism: Chenopodium quinoa (quinoa)
Lineage: Eukaryota; Viridiplantae; Streptophyta; Magnoliopsida; Caryophyllales; Amaranthaceae
Product: 15-cis-phytoene desaturase, chloroplastic/chromoplastic-like
Exons: 1
Coding region: 453-1943 (496 amino acids)
Molecular function (GO): oxidoreductase activity
Source: RefSeq, a predicted model, not a curated record
AGAUUAGUUCUUAAUAAAUUGACAUUAUUAAUAGUCGUAUCCAUAGAGCAUAAAAUUACUUAUACUGUACACAUAGAACACUUAAAAGUGGAGAUGUGUUUUCACAUUUUUACUAUUAAGCGUACAAUCUAUUUAUUUGAUUAACUUAGAUCAUUUUAUAUGGUAUCAUAGUUGUAAUUUGAAUUUGAGAGUACUAAUUAACCCUUAUAUGAACUUAUUAGAGUAAUUCUCAACUAAAAUUAUACUAAUGGAAAAUAUGAUAAAACGGACAAGACCUCAAUACCCUUAAUAUUGCACACAUAUGCAAAAUUGCAAUCCAAAGCCAAUGUAAUGCAAUGGAUGAGCCACACAUCUGGUCAUUUAUGAUCCAUCCACAAAACCCAAAAACAUCCAAAGCUAGAAUACAAUAAAGAUAAUACCUUAUCCUCAAAAUUCAAUAGCUACCAUAUUCAAUGAUCAUCUCUACCUCCCUUUCCACCACCAUCACCACCUCCUAUCCCCACCUUUUCCUUCCCCGCCGACAUCGCCACCGCCACCGCCACUGCCACCGCAAUUCCUCUCUCACCCUUAAAUCCACCCUCGCCGACACCAACACCUCACCGCACGCCGCCACAUCCACCGUCAACGACCCCAAAUCCGCCAUCAUCAUCGGCGGCGGCCUCUCCGGCCUCUCCGCCGCCACUCACCUCCACUCCUCCGGCGUCCCUUUCCUCCUUCUCGAAGCUUCCAACGGCGUCGGCGGUCGUGUCCGUACAGACGUCGUCGACGGCUUCCUCCUCGAUCGAGGCUUCCAGAUCUUCAUCACUGCUUACCCUGAAGCACAGAAGCUUCUCGAUUAUUCUUCCUUAGACCUCCAGAAAUUCUACUCUGGAGCUCGAGUUUACUACAAUGGCGGAUUUCAUACUGUCGCUGAUCCUGUUCGCCAUUUAUGGGACUCCAUUGGAACCCUAGGUAAUCCCAUUGGUACAAUUUUUGAUAAAUUGCUCAUCGGAUUAACUAGAAUUAAGGUUUUAACCAAAUCAUUUGAGCAAAUUGUUGUUGCUGAUGAGGUUCCUGUGAUUGAAUUGCUGAGAAAUUCUGGUUUUUCGGAUUCGAUUAUUGAUAGAUUUUUUAGGCCAUUUUUUGGUGGGAUUUUUUUCGAUCGAGACCUUGAAACAUCGUCGAGGUUAUUCGAUUUCAUCUUUAGAUGCCUCGCAUUGGGAGAUAAUACGCUUCCUGCAAAAGGAAUCGGCGAAAUACCGAAUCAAUUGGUGUCAAAAUUGCCUCGAGAUUGCAUUAGGUUGAAUUCGAGAGUCGUAUCGAUUGACAUUGAUGAAGAAAAAAGGGUUAAUGUGAGGUUAGAUAAUGGGGAGAGUUUGAGAAGUGAGAUUGGGGUGAUUUUAGCAGUUGAAAAACCAGAAGUUGAAAAGAUUUUAGCGGGAUAUUUGUUGGAGGGAGUAAAUAAACCGGGUAAUAAAAAGCCGGGUCGGAGUACGGUUUGUUUGUAUUUUUCUACAGAUCAGGAUAAACUCCCAACCUCGGACCCGGUUUUGUACCUUAAUGGGUCGGGUCGUGGGAUUGUGAACAAUAUGUUUUUCGCUACUAAUGUUGCCCGGUCGUAUGGCCCACCUAAUAAGGCGCUGGUGUCAGCUACGUUGAUCGGAUUGUAUGAUGAUGUGUCGGAUGAUGAGUUGAUUGGGCGGGUGGUACGAGAGCUUUCGGGGUGGUUUGGGGAGUCGAUUGUUGGGAGUUGGAAGCAUUUGAGGACUUAUCGGGUCAAGUUUGCCCAACCAAAUCAAAGCCCGCCUACGGACUUGAUGAAGAGUCCGAGGAUUGGACCUGGGUUUGGGUUGUAUUUGUGUGGGGAUUACCAAACUAGUGCUACAUUUGAUGGGGCCUUAGUUUCUGGUAGGAGAGCUGUUGAAGCUUUGCUUGAAGAUAGAGCAAUUAGUCGACUUCUUUAAAAUGUAAAUUGGUUCAUUUUCACGCCAAAGAUUGACUCAUUAUACUACAAUAGUCCAAUAUAGUGUUUGUUUGCUAGUCGGAGUAGCUGUAUUUGUUGUAAGAAAACUCAAGUAAUUGUAUAGUGAUUAACGCACUUAAGCUGUACUAUAGCCAUCGUUACAAAUUGGGAAUGUUAUUUAGUUGAUUGUAGA